AUCUAACCCUGAUUCGUUCCCCUAAACCCCCGACCAGCCAAGACACAGCAAUCAGAGCAUGGACGGCGGCGGCGUGCGGCCAUCGCUUCCGUCCGCGGCGGCGGCGAGAGGAGCCUCCGGCCCGGACGAGCCUCGCGACGCGCGCGUGGUGCGGGAGCUCCUCCGGUCGAUGGGGCUCGGCGAGGGCGAGUACGAGCCGCGCGUCGUGCACCAGUUCCUCGACCUGGCCUACCGCUACGUCGGGGACGUGCUCGGCGACGCCCAGGUCUACGCCGACCACGCGGCCAAGCCCCAGCUCGACGCCGACGACGUCCGCCUCGCCAUCCAGGCCAAGGUCAACUUCUCCUUCUCCCAGCCGCCGCCCCGCGAGGUUCUACUUGAGUUGGCACGCAGCCGGAACAAAAUCCCGCUGCCCAAGUCUAUUGCUCCACCUGGCUCGAUUCCUCUGCCACCCGAACAGGACACAUUGUUGAGCGAAAACUACCAACUCCUACCUGCAUUGAAGCCGCCAACUCAGAUCGAGGAAGCGGAAGAUGACAACGAGGGGACCAACGCAAGCCCUGGCAAUCCUAGUCCAAGCUAUCCGCAGGAUCAGAGGGGCAGCGAGCAACAUCAGCCUCAGAGCCAGAGCCAGAGGGUUUCUUUCCAACUGAAUGCGGUGGCUGCUGCGGCUGCAAAGCGUCCUCUGGUGACAAUUGAUCAGUUGAACAUGGGCUAACUGAUUGUAGAUCGCUGGCAGGCUCCUAGUGCUUGUUCCCGCGAGCCUGCUUGCUGAUGCUUGUGUAGCUGCUGGGAUCGCCCUUUCUGGCUAGCGCCCUCCUGUUUCAGCAUGAAAAAUGCUGAUUGUUGAGGAAAGGGAGCAGCCUUGCAAGUAGCAUGAAAAAAGUUGUAGCCGUGCACCUCGGAUUAAUUAAUUCUUGUCCAUUAUUGUCAGCUUAUUGAUUUUGUAGAUGUCGUCAAACUUGAACUGUGCCGUUGUUGUUUCUGAAUGCUAAAUCGGUGUUCCUAUUA
Molecule: messenger RNA, 1011 nt
Organism: Aegilops tauschii subsp. strangulata
Lineage: Eukaryota; Viridiplantae; Streptophyta; Magnoliopsida; Poales; Poaceae
Product: transcription initiation factor TFIID subunit 9
Biological process (GO): DNA-templated transcription initiation; RNA polymerase II preinitiation complex assembly
Cellular component (GO): transcription factor TFIID complex; SAGA complex
Molecular function (GO): transcription coactivator activity; RNA polymerase II general transcription initiation factor activity; protein heterodimerization activity
Source: RefSeq, a predicted model, not a curated record